CGGCUCAUUAUUAUUAUUCGUCAUGGAAGCUGUCCUUUCUAUCUGAACAAACAACUUCCAUGGCCAACAAUACAUCCAUACUUAAACUUGUAGUACAGUGUGGGACUGUUGGUGAGGAUCAUACAAGAAAUUGA
Dentiscutata heterogama is the source of this 134-nucleotide messenger RNA. The record is from the annotation of a GenBank genome assembly. NCBI's taxonomy places the organism in Eukaryota, Fungi, Glomeromycota, Glomeromycetes, Diversisporales, Gigasporaceae.